Messenger RNA from Trichosporon asahii var. asahii CBS 2479, 1161 nucleotides. RefSeq lists its product as uncharacterized. The transcript has 2 exons. Lineage: Eukaryota; Fungi; Basidiomycota; Tremellomycetes; Trichosporonales; Trichosporonaceae. Bases 1 to 1161 code for a protein of 386 amino acids. The record is from RefSeq and is a predicted model, not a curated record.
AUGUUUCGAAACCGCCGCCCCGAUCUCAAGGAUGAGAACUACGUCUUCAUCCUCGAGGGCGCCGAGGAGUCCCUCUCGCACAAGGCAAGCAAGUUGCACCUCGAGAGCGACAUUGUGACUGUCCCGACGCUGAAUGCGGGCGCCCACGGAGCGCUCUCGCACCAAGACUUCCUGGACGACUUCAUCGGCUCGCUCUCAAAGGUGCAGAAGGACAUGGACUCGCGCUUCCGCGCCGCUCUCACUGCCUCUGAAUCUGCCGCCGCCACCCGCCUCGCCGACACUGAGGCGCGCUGGUCCGAAUCCCUGAAGGAGGAGCAAGCCAAAUCCGCCCGGCUCACAGAGGAGCUCGGGACAGUGAAGGAGCGCGAGUCGCAGCUCGCCUUCAAGCUCGCGUGCGUCGCGACCGAGCUUGGCGGCUUCGAGUCCAUGAUCAAGGAACUGGGCGUGGACGAGGCCGCAGUGCAGAAGUGGUGGGACGAGAAGCAGGCCGCGGAGCGGCGCGAGGCCGAGGCGAAGAAGGCGCGCACCAAGGCUGCGAUGGAGGCCGCGGCGAGGGAGAGGGCGGACAAGCUGAAAUUCGAGCAGGAGCAAAAUGCGCGCACGCGUGCUGCGCGCGAAAUGGCCGAGAAGGAACGCGAGGAGGUCGCCCUCCAGUCCCUCGUUGCGAGCUUUGCCCGCUUUCCGUCUGACGUGACCUGCUCCCCGCGCCGGUGCCAACUCGACUCGACGCUGUACCUUCUCGUGCAGUGGUGUCCCGAGAUCAAAGCCCACUUCGCGAACCGACACUCGACCGUCGGACAGGUCCUCCUCUUCGCCCAAGCCAAGGGGAUCGAGUGGAGCAAGGUGCAGUGGGAUGUCCGCUUCACGGACGAGAGCGGGUACAACGAGGACGCGCGCAGGAAGGGCAUCCAUGUGCGCGAGACGCUGGCCAUGAUUCGCGACUGGGCUCUGCAGUACCUGAAGGAAAACCCGGGGGUUGUGCGCAAGACGGCCCAGCUUGACUGGUACGCCAUCAGCCGCGAUCAGUAUGAGGCCAUCAAGACCGCGGAGAGGAAGGGCGUCAGUCUCCAGGACUCACAGCUUGAGACGUUCUACUCCUGGAUGUGGUGCGCGCAGAAGUAUGUCGAUAGCGCGCGCUGGUUCGUCCAGGAUCAGUUGUAG